GCCAUUCAGUACUCGGUCGAUUCCUACAGCGUAUGGCAGCUUUGAGACAAAUGUUACUGGAGAAAACUGCUGUUUCUUCCAUCGUCGAGAAAUUACUUGAGUCAUAAGCAGUGAACAUGCAAACCAAGCUCUACUUUUAUAAUUCCAAGUAAACAGAAAAUGUUGGGAUGUAGAAUUGUGCCCCUGAAAAAAGUGGCAGUUUUCCCAUGUCAUGGGAAGUUGAAAAAGUUUUACUCCAGGGAGAGUGGAAUGGAUAAUUUGAAGUUCUGGACUUGCUUAAAGAAAGAACAUUAUAAAUUUGAUAACUGAGAAAGUAAGGGGAACAGAACAAGGCUCAAGCAUGCGUCGCUUUGACAAGCUGAAGAAAUCCUUUCCGUUUUUGGCACGUUUUCAUGUUUAUAAAAAGCUCAGUGGGAGCAUGCAGUCAGAUGAGGGAACAGAGUGGCUUCUUGAACUCCUCACUGAGGUACAGUUGCAGCAGUAUUUCCUCCGCAUUCGUGAUGAUCUCAAUGUUACCCGGCUCUCUCACUUUGACUAUGUGAAAAAUGAGGAUCUUGAAAAAAUAGGAAUGGGCCGUCCUGGCCAGCGGAGGUUAUGGGAAGCUGUAAAACGAAGGAGAGCUGUGUGCAAGCGUAAAUCGUGGAUGAGUAAGGUGUUCAGUGGAAAACGUCCAGAAUCUGAAUUGCAGCCUCAGGCAGGAGCAACAUUUCGCAAACUACCAACUCCUCCACCACCAGCUGAAGGAAACCAGACACUGACGUGUUUGAUCACUGAGAAGGAUCUAACCCUUCAUGAGAAAUUAGGUGAUGGGUCCUUUGGAGUUGUGAGACGGGGUGAAUGGCAGUCACCUUCUGGAAAAAUUAUAAAUGUGGCUGUGAAGUGCUUGAAAACUGAUGUAUUAAACCAACCUGAAGCUCUUGAUGAUUUUAUACGGGAAGUCAACGCUAUGCAUUCUCUUGACCAUCUCAACCUGAUUCGCUUGUAUGGUGUUGUACUAACCCAUCCUAUGAAAAUGGUUACUGAACUGGCUCCACUUGGUUCAUUAUUGGAUCGUUUGAGAAAAAACCAAGGUUACUUCCUCAUUUCUACAUUGUGCCAGUAUGCAAUACAGAUAGCAAAUGGCAUGGCUUACCUUGAGUCCAAGCGCUUCAUUCACCGUGACCUGGCAGCUAGAAAUAUCUUGCUGGCCUCGAACGAGUUAGUGAAGAUUGGAGAUUUUGGACUCAUGAGAGCUCUUCCACAGAAUGAUGAUCAUUAUGUCAUGCAGGAACAUCGCAAGGUCCCUUUUGCUUGGUGUGCCCCUGAAAGUUUGAAGACUCGAACAUUUUCACAUGCCAGUGAUACCUGGAUGUUUGGUGUCACUCUGUGGGAGAUGUAUACCUAUGGCCAGGAGCCUUGGAUAGGCCUCAAUGGAAGUCAGAUCUUGCACAAGAUUGAUAAGGAGGGUGAGAGAUUGCAAAGGCCUGAAGACUGUCCUCAGGAUAUUUACAAUGUGCUGCUGCAGUGCUGGGCACAUAAACCUGAAGAUCGACCCACAUUCAUGGCACUCCGAGACUUUCUGAUUGAGGCCCAGCCUACUGACAUGCGAGCACUGCAAGACUUCAGUGAAGUGGACAAACUGCAGAUUCAGAUGAAUGAUGUUAUCACAGUCAUCGAGGGCAGGGCUGAAAAUUAUUGGUGGAGAGGCCAGAACAAGCGCACACUGAAGGUGGGACAGUUCCCACGAAACACAGUGACAUCCGUCGCAGGCCUUUCAGCCCAUGACAUCAGCCAUCCACUCAAGAACAGCUUUAUUCACACUGGGCAUGGAGACACCAAACUUGAGCACUGCUGGGGCUUUCCUGACAAAAUAGAUGAAUUGUACCUUGGUAAUCCCAUGGAUCCUCCAGAUAUCCUUGGACUUGACAUAAAACCGACCAGACCAACCCAGCUACCGGGAAGAUCUAAAAAGCCUGUUUAUGACCCUGUGAUUGAAGAGGAAGCUGCAGUUUCAUUACCUCCUAAAAAGCUCAGUCUGAAGAAACAGGGCCCAGUGAAAACUUUAAAGCUCAAUAAGCCAGCUGCCCGUGUUUUUGCCACAAAGUUGGGGGAGAGGUCAUCAGAUGGGAGUAAAUCCUGUGGUCAUAUAGCUAACGAGGUGGCUCUGAUUGACUUUGGAGAUGAACAGACAAGCCCGACUCCAUCUCCUGUACUGGACAACACUAUUCCUACACUGGCCAAGCUAGUUUUGGAUUCUUAUUCAUUACUGGACAAGACACCACCACUGAGUCCAACCAGAACUUUGCCCAGACCUUUGCAUCCUGUCCCUAUUGUUGACUGGGAUUCCAAACCCUUGCCUCCACCUCCAGCCUAUGAUGAUGUUGCUCAGGAUGAAGAUGAUUUUGAAGUUUCGUCCAUUAAUAGCCUAGAUACAGGGUUAAUUGGUGAAGUGUCAAAAUAUGGAACUGUUCAGUUACCAAGACAUAGAGAAGUGGGGGAAACUAAUUAUGCAUUUGUGCAUGAUACAGAUGGCAAAGGAACGCUCAAAGUGGAGGAUAAUUUAUUUUUACCACCCAGGCACACAAAACAGACCAGCUUCUCACAGUCAGCUGAGAUAUUUGAGGAACUUCAACAAGAAUGCAUGAAAAAACUUAACGUCCCUGUCAUUUCAACACCAGCCUCCACACCAAGUCCCAUCUUGUCAGCAAGUGUGUCCCCAACUAUUUCUGAUGAUAGACCUCAGAUUCCACCACGGAUUCCCAUUCCUCCUCGGCCUUUAAGGAAAAAUGAGCUCGGCCGCUGGUCUGGUGAGAUGUCACCUGCAUCUGGAGGUGAAGAGGACAAGCCUCCACAAAUUCCUCCCAGAGAUCCAAUGUCCCAGCCAUCCUCAAGAACUCCAAGUCCUAAGGCAGUUCCUGUCAGUUUUCCCCAACAAAGGCCAACAGCAUCUUCAAUGACAUUAACUGUAGGUGCAUACCUCUCAACAUCUCCUAGCAAGUUAAUGCCGACUACUCAGAGUUUUGCCUCUGACCCAAAAUAUGCCUCACCAAAAGUCAUUCAAGCACCAGGAAAGGACAACACAAAAGGACCUUGCAUCCUGCCAAUAGUAAAAGAUGGAAAGAAGGUUAGCAACACCCACUAUUAUUUGCUUCCAGAGAGACCUCCUUAUCUGGACAAAUAUGAAAAAUUUUUCAAAGAAGCUGAGAGUAUGGAUGAACACUGCUCCAGAAAACCUGUGACCACAGCAACAGUGAGGCCUAUGAUGCAACAUCCUGAGUAUAAAACCAAUUUUUCAUCCAACAAUAGUAAUCCUGGGUCUUGUGUUCCAACAAUGAAAAGUUCUCAUAGUCUGCAAAAAAUGCCUUAUGAGAUUUCAAGUGGCAAGACAGACAGUAUUGCACCUUCAGACAAAAUUAAAAUAGUUCAGGAGAAUGUUCAUGGCGUUACGAUGGAGGAAUGUCAGACUGCACUUCAGAACCACAACUGGAACGUUCAAAAAGCCAUACAGUACCUCAAGGUUGAACAAUUAUUCUGUUUGGGGUUGAAGACAAGAAGUGAAUGUCAAAAAAUUCUGGAAAUGUUUGACUGGAAUCUGGAAUUAGCCAGUUGCCAUCUGCUAGACACUUACAGUACAGCCCGGCACAGGCGAUGAUUAGCUCUUAGUGGAGAAAAUAAACUCAAGACAUCACUGGUUUAUUGCCCCAGUACCUUUAUUAUCUUGCUGGGUUGACGAAAUAUUGACCUGCAAAUGCCAGAAAGAAGGGGUAUCAAAUAUCCAUCACUAAGCUGAACUCUCACACUAGCUGUGUAGUAUGGUGGUACUGGGAGACAGAAGUCAAUUUCUGAAAUGGCAGUAUUCUUCAAAAGCAACAGGUUAUUUGUUUUGUUUUGGUGAAAAUAUUUGUAAUUUUAUGGCAUACUGUAACCCAACAGCCUGCUGUGUAUAUAUAUAUAAAUAUAUAUAAAUAUAUAAUAUAAAUUUUAUUUGAAAACUUGUUGACAGUAGAUUGCAGUUGUGUUUAUGUUUUGAAUUUCUCGCAUUGGAUGUUUUAAUAAUAAUUUAAUUUGCUUUCCUAAAAGACAGUUGAAUGGUUCAGUUUAAUGUUCUGGAUUUCCUAUUAAGGUAAAGUUUAUCCAUUUUAGAUACAUUCAGAAAUUUCAGUCUUUUAAAAGCCAUCAACACUAGUUUACUGAAACAAAGUUUGUAUUAAACUAGUUAUUCUAAAUGUGUCAAUGUAUUUUCUUCUUCACUAUGUUUAAUUGCUUUUUCUUCCUUGCUGCUGUUCUGAAACAACCUGUAAAUUGGCAUAAUAGAUUUAAGACCUCACAUUAUUACAGUAAAGUUUUGGAUUUGUUCCCUAUUCCCAUUCAUAGGAGGGUAACAUCCUGAACGUCGUAAUUUCAAGUCCUGGAGUUCCCUGAUAACAGUAAGUUUAACUUUCUAUCAGUUCACCAGGUACAGCAUUGGUGUUUCCAGUGGCAUGGUGAGUAAUGAUGAGUCAAGAUAUGAGUAAAACUUGGCAGCAAUUGUGGAAAAGUCUAAUACUACAUUUUGCUGACCCAUUCCAUUACCUCAAGUUGUAGCAACAUUGCCUUGGAGAAAAUUACAGAGCAUAGAUUAAAUUUUGGAGGUGGUUGAUUUUUUAUCUGUACUGUAAAUAGUGAGGAAAAUUAUUCAUUCAGUUUAGUUACGAAAAUCAGAAUAGUUCGGUCGGGGAGGAAACUAGCUCAAGUUGACAUACAUUUAUUUUGUGGUGUUACAUAGGCACUCUAAUAUAUGACAGAUCAAAUCUGCCAAAUGCUGGGCAAAAUUUCUGGUUUUAAUUGCGUUGAUUAGAUAUCCCUCCUUCCAUACAGAUCAAGUGGUUUAUUGCAAUCAAUUUAUAAUUACAUCACUUAUUAAAAAGUGGCAUUCUCAUUUUUGGGUUCUGUUUGAUUUUGAAGUGAGUUUUUGGCUCCUUAUUCUAUCCAUCAACAUCUAGCUUUGCAACGUCUCCUACUUAAGCCCUUCAAGACACUGAGAAACUUAUCCAUGCUUUUAUCACUUCCAGAUUCACUACUUCAUUGCUCUCCUGUUAGACGUUUAGCCUCCAAAAAAAAAUUUCAAAUUUUGCCGCCUGUGUUACAUCCUGAGCCAAGUCUCAUGCACCCAUUACACCUGUCCUCGAUUUUCUACAUUCAGUUUCAGUCCCUUUUUCCUGUACACUUGCCUUUCAAAGGCUUCCUAUGAUUAAUAGGUUUGCAAUCCCUCCUCACUCUUGGUUUAAAUUCAGUCCAAAACUGAAAAAGUGGUAUUGCAAUUAGUUUCUCGAAAAUCGGUCUUGGCAGCCUGUAUAAAUGUCAAAAGACUAUUCUUUCAGUAGCAAAGGAUAUUGUGAAAUUUCCCUCAUGUUUAAAUUUAUUAUCCAUCCAGUAUUACAAAGGUGCAUGUUGCAGGUGCAGCAUUACUAUAGGCUAGAAAUGCAUCCUUCUGAAACUGUAAGAUCAGGCAAUUUAGUUUGUAGGUAUGAACAUUGGUUCCUCUUUUUCAAACACCGUUCAGAUAGAAACCGGGAUUUUUCAGUUCUGUAGUUUUCGAGGUCUUCUGUUAUCUAGCUGAGAGAUUGAGUGGACUAGAAGCAAAUUUUUACUAUGGUUCUAUUCCAAACCUGGCUUCAUCUUUUAAGUAGGGGAUUGAGGAAGUGAUUUUUCAAUCUCACAGUAGUUUGACCUUUCGCUGGAAGAGCUUGUCAAGUAGCUGCAGAUUUCUACCCAUAUUCUGAAAUCAACCUAACUUGCAGUUUCUGCAGGUAUGAAUAAACCUGUAUUAUAGUUUAUGUGGCAAAAGUAAAACUAACUCUCUGGGCAUUACCUCAGUCUGAAGGAAGCUGUAUGUGAUUCAAGGUUCUAAUUUUAUUUUGAGUAUUAUUAAUUUUAUCUGUUAGAUUCAAACUAAGAGCUGUGUGGCAUUCUGUUCAUCCUAAGAAUGCCAGUAACAUUUGUGCUAGAAUCAAAACUAAAACAAGCUUCCUAGCCUUUAAUAGAUUCUAAAAUAAUAUCAAUUAAAUGUUCUCUGCAGCUUGGCAUAUGCUGUUAAUUCUAUUUUGUAAAUUAUCUCAUAUUACUUAUCACCAUUAAGAGCUUGCAGCAGGUCACUCUUUGAAUUCUUACGUGAAAGGAAAACUUUAGAAGAGGGAAAAGGUCUUGCCCUGUUCAAAUGGUUACUACACCAGAACAAAGGAUACGUGAGGAGCAACAUAUUUGCUUCCCCCUACUAAAUAAUGUUCAAUUGCACAGGAGUGAUUUCACAGUCCUGUUAAGACGCAGUGACCAACUGCAGAGUGGAUCAGAGAGAUGAGACAAAACGUUAAACUUUAUAAUGUUUCUCUGACCUUUCCUACUAGACAUCUCCUACUUGUUGGCACAUGUUGUUUCAUCCAAGUGACUAGAACAGGACAGUCUUGAUCAUCAAAUCUUUUCAUCACAGUUACAAGUGUUAUCGCAUAAUCAACAAUCCAGCCCCGAUUAAACGUGUACUUUAAAGUUCAAAGCCUCUCUGCAAACAUUACAGAAGCCUGGUCAAUUUGAUUCAUUUUUAUACUAAAUUUCAAGUUAUUGACAGGUAGCACAAUAAUGCCAGAGUUGCUAAAAUGUUCCCCUCUAAAACCAGAACUCUGUAACUUCUUAAUCAAUGGGCUAGAUAGUAUGAAUAAUAUGCACUUCAUUGCAACUUACUUAAUCUCCCUCCAUUAGAAUUAUACCUGAUAAUACCCAAAAUAAGUGGGUGCUGGAGAAUGACUGCAUUGGUCAGCUCUGGACCUAAAAACUGACAGCAAGUAUCAUUAUUAGAAAAGUACUGAACAGAAUCAUUUGGCAAAAGGCCCAUGUUAAGUGACUUAAAGAUAAAAUGUUGGUGUUAUGAACAACUCUGGGAUUUAAAGCAGAGAAACUAGCAAAGAUGAGACUUAAUACCAUUAUGUAUGGACAUUGUGUUGGUGCUAGGGAUUUCUGAGAAACUGAACACUGCACAUUUGUAUAAAGUUUAUUUUUCAGUCGUUUUGGUGGGAGUUUGCUUGUUGCAUGUCUUGUACUCAGCAUUGCUUGGAUUGCAACAUUGUAAUAAUGCUACAUUUGAGAAAAAAAUGUUAGUGUUAACUCAGGUCUCGUUGGAUCCUUGCAAAAGAAAUAAAACUUGUGUGUACUGAAACCUGAGGUAAUUCCCUCUGUAAUAUAAGAACCCUUUUGAUGUUUUCCUUUGAAUUCUUUGAAUAUUUGUAAAGACUGUACUAUUCGUGGUCGACUAGGUCUGUACAAUUUCACUGUAGCAUCCAUCAAAAUGAAACUAAGGCUCACUGUUUUUUUAAAGAAAAGGGCAUUAGUACAUUGCUGCUAUGUUUCUCCUGUUCCACCUUUUCUUUGGAUUGCUGUUUCACAAGCCCAUGUCUGUGAAGAGCAUUCACAUAAAAAGAAGGGUACAGUUGGCUAUGUUGAACUUGAAUACUGAUGCCCCUGACAACAGUAAUAAAUAAAAUCCCAUUUCAAUACCUAUAACAAUGGUAUUGAUAUAAGAACUUACUUUAUAUGUCAGUACUUCCAGAAUAAAAUUACAGUAUCAGCAUGGUUUUCUCCCUGCCCAAUGCUGGUAAUGGAAUAUUGGCUCUAUCAAAAACCAUCAGAGAAAAUAUGUGAGCAGGGAAGGAGAGAAAAUAAUGUAGUGCUGCAUAGCAAAACCAUUAGUUUGCUUUAACCAAUCCAAAGAAAGUAUAUAAUAUGGUGAGAAACACAAUAGCAUGUUCAAAGCAUUGUAUACAUUGUGUUGUUUUCAUAAAAUAAAGUUUAUUUCUGAAAUAAA
Molecule: messenger RNA, 7810 nt
Organism: Rhincodon typus (whale shark)
Lineage: Eukaryota; Metazoa; Chordata; Chondrichthyes; Orectolobiformes; Rhincodontidae
Gene: tnk2b
Product: tyrosine kinase, non-receptor, 2b
Exons: 15
Coding region: 341-3631 (1096 amino acids)
Biological process (GO): negative regulation of epidermal growth factor receptor signaling pathway; protein phosphorylation; signal transduction
Cellular component (GO): extrinsic component of cytoplasmic side of plasma membrane
Molecular function (GO): protein tyrosine kinase activity; protein serine/threonine/tyrosine kinase activity; protein binding
Source: RefSeq, a predicted model, not a curated record